GUUCGGUAGUUGGAGCGUUGUGGAGCGCGGAUGAGAACCCGCUAGACAUCUCACCUUGGGACUACAUCGUUCAGCGAACACUCGAAUCACUUCUCAUUGUCCAUGUACUUUGACAAUGGAUUUAUCAGUCACAAAGCCAGUAGGACAUGCUGUUUCUCAAAUACCCCCAGUUGGCGUUGAAAGAGAGGCUUGUACAUCCAUUCAUCCCGAAGGUUUCUUCCUGCGCCCUCCGCCGACACCUCACCAUUUAUCGUCCUUUAUAACGCCCGACGCCAAACUAUUCCAAACGAUACAUAUGGGCGCUGCUGUAGUAGAUGCCGAAAAGUGGUUACUAGUAGUCGAUGGCCUUGUCCGAAACCCAUUCUCUCUCUCUUUGGCACAACUCAAGGCGUUACCUCAGACUUCCGUUACGUCCUUUCACGAAUGUUAUGGAAGUCCUCUGAAACCGCCAACUAGUAACCCAUGGCGCAUCGGCAAUGUCUUAUGGACUGGUGUUCGGCUGUCUACUAUCCUAGCUCUCGCUGAGCCACUGCCUCAAGCGCGCUUUGUCUGGUCAGAAGGUCUCGAUCAUGGAAAGUUCUUUGAGUACGAAGCAGACCGCUAUCAGAAAGACUUACCAGUAACAAAGGCGCAAAGGCCUGAGGUCCUUCUGGCAUGGAAGAUUAACGGAGAGCCACUCAGUAAAGAGCGAGGGGGCCCGGUGAGAAUUGUUGUCCCUGGCUGGUUCGGCACGAACUCGACAAAGUGGCUUUGUAGGCUUUCGCUACAGGAGACUCGCGCACCUGGUCCUUUCGCUUCUAUUCUAUAUAACGAGAAAGACCCAACGGACCCUGAAGGAGUGAGGAUGCGGCCGGUAUGGGAAGUCGAAGUUAACUCGAUGAUGACGAAGCCCGAGGACUCAGCAGUCAUCUGUGCAGGCUUGGUAACGGUCGAAGGAUGGGCUUGGAGUCAUGAAGGUGUAGCACUGGUAGAAGUUAGCAAAGAUCAAGGACAGAGCUGGGUUCGAGGGAAGGUUGAGGAUAAAGAAGAGCAGGCUUGGCAAAAGUUCACCGCGGCUGUUGAGCUCGAGCCUGGGGUUUGGAAACUGAUUGCUCGGGCGACGUCUGAAAGUGGGAUGAAGCAGCCUUUGACGGGAAGACGCAACCAUGUCCACAGCAUUACGGUAAAUGUCAAAUGAUGAUGUUCAGUAAUUCGUUGAUGUUCAAUUGUUUCGAGGACAAUAGGUUCGCCGUGGAGAAGGCUUUCUCGUAGCAAUAGCACUGACAAAGGAUACUCGGGAACAAUAAAAAGUCCCUGCGUCUGUUCUUCUUUUAGCUGCGUCGAG
Molecule: messenger RNA, 1324 nt
Organism: Fusarium redolens
Lineage: Eukaryota; Fungi; Ascomycota; Sordariomycetes; Hypocreales; Nectriaceae
Product: Oxidoreductase, molybdopterin-binding domain-containing protein
Exons: 1
Coding region: 116-1177 (353 amino acids)
Cellular component (GO): mitochondrion
Molecular function (GO): molybdenum ion binding; oxidoreductase activity
Source: RefSeq, a predicted model, not a curated record